AUGGCACCCGCCGUGGUGCACAACAUCACCUCGCGCUUGCACCGGGCGAGCCACAGCCACAGCCACAGCAAUGCCGACAAGGAGAAUUGCAAGGAGCGCGAGGAGGAGAAGACCAGACUGGCAGAAUGGGAGGCCGAGAAGCGACCCCUCGAGCCCGACCAGAUCGUCGUCGAUCCGCAAAAGAAGCCCGUGGGACACUCGAGCAAGCUGCUGCGCCGCGAGGACUUCGACCUCGUCAAGACCCUCGGCACCGGCACCUUUGCCCGCGUCUGGCUGACCAAGCUCGCCAACCGCAAGGAGAGCGACAACAACAACAACAAGGUCUUUGCCCUCAAGAUCCUGCGCAAGGCCGACGUCAUUCGCCUGAAGCAGGUCGAGCAUGUCCGCAACGAGCGCAACGUCCUGGCCGCCGUCGCCGGCCAUCCCUUCAUCACCACCAUGGUCGCCAGCUUCCAGGACCCCGACACGCUCUACAUGCUGCUGGACUACUGCCCCGGAGGCGAGGUCUUUUCCUACCUGCGACGGGCGCGACGAUUCAACGAGCCCACUUCACAAUUCUACGCCGCCGAGAUUGUCUUGAUCUUGGAGUUCCUCCACGAGAGGGAGGGCGUCGCCUAUCGCGACCUGAAACCGGAGAACAUCUUGAUUGAUGCCGAGGGACAUUUGAAGCUGGUCGACUUCGGCUUCGCCAAGAAGAUUGAGAAUAGUGCGGCACGCUUCCCCAUGGGAGUCGCUGGAUGCUGACAAGGUGGCAGGAGAGACGUAUACCCUCUGUGGAACGCCCGAGUACCUCGCGCCCGAGGUGAUCCGCAACACCGGACAUGGCACACCUGUGGACUGGUGGGCGUUUGGCAUCCUCAUCUACGAGUUCCUCGUCGGCCAGCCGCCGUUCUGGGACCAGAACCCGAUGAAGAUCUACGAACAGAUCGUCGGAGGCAAGAUCCGCUACCCGAGCGCCAUGUCCAAGGAUGCGCGCGACAUCAUCGGCGGCCUCUGCACGGUGGACGUGGCGAAGCGACUGGGCAACAUCCGGGGCGGCGCGGAGACGGUGAAGAAGCACCCGUGGUUCGCGCACAUCAACUGGGACGAGCUGUACCAUCGGAAGAUGAAGGGCCCCAUUGUGCCGCAUCUGAAGGCUCCGGAUGAUACGAGGAACUUUGAUGAAUAUGAUGCGGAGCCUCUACAAAAGGAGCCCUAUACCCAGGUAACAUGCCACAAUCGCAGCAAUCGCAGCAGUCUUUCUGAAACAGCUAACCUGGCGAUGCAGGAGAUGCAGGACAAGUACGACCGCAUGUUUGCCGAUUUCUAG
Messenger RNA from Lecanosticta acicola, 1309 nucleotides. Lineage: Eukaryota; Fungi; Ascomycota; Dothideomycetes; Mycosphaerellales; Mycosphaerellaceae. The record is from the annotation of a GenBank genome assembly.